This is a messenger RNA of Acaulospora morrowiae, 1105 nucleotides long. Lineage: Eukaryota; Fungi; Glomeromycota; Glomeromycetes; Diversisporales; Acaulosporaceae. The record is from the annotation of a GenBank genome assembly.
AGCGGAAAUGGUGCAUUUGUGGCUUCGAGCUGAAACUAAGCCGAAAGAGCAUCGUGCAGCUUUGACGCCUUCUACAUGUCAAACUUUGUUCCAACAUGGUUUUCAAAUCACCGUUGAAAAGUCUAAAGAACGGAUAUUUGAUGACGAAGAAUACGAAAAAGUGGGAUGUGUUAUGGUUCCCAUGGGAACUUGGAGAACUGCACCACUGGAGGCUUAUAUCGUUGGUCUAAAGGAGCUUCCCGAGAAUGACGAUUCACCAUUAUCACAUUCACAUAUUUUCUUUGCACAUUGUUAUAAAAAUCAAGACGGUUGGAAGGAGAUCAUUAGAAGAUUUGUUAAAGGCAAUGGAAUAAUUCUUGAUAUGGAAUUUUUGACUGAUGAAAAAAAUCGCCGAGUCGCUGCGUUUGGCUAUCAUGCCGGUUUCUCAGGCACAGCUUUAGGACUCGAUGUAUGGGCUCAACAACGGCUUGAUCCGAAACAAAAAUAUCCCGAAGUAUUGCCUUACCCAAACGAAAAUGGAUUGAUAAGCCAUAUAAAAAGUAGAUUAGAAAGUGCAAUCAAACUUAAUCAGAGGUCACCACGCGUGAUGGUCAUGGGUGCAUUAGGUAGAUGUGGUAGAGGUGCAACCGAUUUUGCGUCUAAAGCGGGAAUUCCUGAAGAAAACAUUAUUAAGUGGGAUAUCGAGGAAACCAAGCGUGGAGGACCAUUUCCUGAAAUCCUGGAAUCCGACGUUUUUGUGAAUUGCAUUUACCUCAAUCAAAAAAUACCUCCGUUUAUCACGAAAGAGUUUCUGGAUAAACCACGACAACUUUCGGUUGUUGUGGAUGUGAGUUGUGAUACCACCAAUCCCAACAAUCCACUUCCAAUUUAUACUGUCAACACCACUUUCGGUAAUCCUACCGUUUCGGUAGAAACGAAGAAUCCUCAUCCUCUCGAAGUUAUCUCUAUCGAUCAUCUGCCGACUUUAUUGCCUAGAGAAAGUAGCGAACAAUUUUCUCGAGAUUUGCUACCAAGCUUGCUUCAAUUAUCUGAGCGUGAUUCUGCAAGAGUGUGGGUUGACGCAGAAAAAUUAUUUAGAGAAAAAGCAUCUCUGAUUGACUUAUAA